AACACUAUGUGGUAAAUAUUAUCUCCAUUUUACAGGUGAAAAAACUGAGGCACUGAAAAAUUAAGUUUUGAGAUUUCCCAGGUAGGAAGUGGUAGAGCUAGGAUUUGAAUGAGGCAAUUUAUUGCUAGUUAACCACAAUGCCUGAAGCAUAAUUCUGACCUUGGCAAUCAAGACAAAAGGGGAUCACCCAGGUUUCACUGGAUGAAGUAUGAGUUGUCUGGUGAAGGCAAUUUUUUUGGCCCUAAAUUCAGGGAGAAGUCUGUUGGUCAUGUGGGGGAUGGGAGUUCUUUAUUCUGUGAUGCAGUGAUGACAUCAGGGUAAACUGCCACUAGCCUGAGGAAAAUGGAAUGGCUGCUGGAGGGCAUACUUGGGGCUAUGGGGGAUAAGGGGUUUCUCUGGGGCCAGCUGACUCAUGCCCUGGCCUGCAGAUACUGUGGCAGCAGCUGCCUCCAGAGUACAGGAAAUCUAGUGACAUUAUUCCUGUUCAUGGUUUGGCAGAUCCGGAGAUGGUGGCAGCUUGGGAGCUGGCGACAGCUCCUGCCCUGGUACUCUUGGGACAUGAUGCAAGGCAAGGGCUUACCACUUUUGUACCGUGUGGCUUUCCUUGAUCGUCUGUGGAAGCAGAAGUCAGAGGGGGAAGAAAAAGAGGAGGAAGAGGAGGAAAAGGAGGAAGAAGAGGAGACAUAUCUGGAUCCAUGUUCUCUUCCCAAAGAAGCUCCUAUUAGAGAACAAGCCACCAUAGCCCCAUCCCAGCCAUUCUGCAGCUCUAAGAGCCUCCACAAGGCCGUAGGGACACCAGAGCUAGUACUCAUGCAGACCCCAAGCCCUUCCAGAUCCUUCCCCACCUUUCAGAUCCUGACCAACCUGCCUGUGAAGCACAAGACAGCAUCAGGGAGCCAUGUACAUGAGAGAAAAGGCCAGCUCUUCUGGGGUCUCCCUUCUCUGCACAGUGAGUCGUUGGAGGCCAUCAUCCUGAGCUCAGGUGGAGCCUCUCCCCUGAAGUUGCCCGUUGUACCUUCUAUUUGCUUCAACAAGCUUGCCUUCCUGUAUAGGUCCAACCUGCUGCUUCCCCAGUAUUGCUCCCCAACCCAGCUUCCUACCCAUGAAGUCCAUACUAUGGAAGAUCUGCAAGAGAUAGCCCCCGAUCCUCAGCAACUUCCCCCUCGCUCAUCCCCUUCUGUCCCAUCACUACUCCUCCAUCUUGUGUCCUUUCCCAUGGACCACAAGAGAGUCCUAUGUGGCGCUGAGGCACAUAUACAGUGGCUUACACAGCAGAAAGAGGUCCCUUGGGUCUCUGCGGAUCAAGCCCUGCACCCAGAUCCUAAGCUCCAAAGACCCUUCUCUAAGGUCUGGUGGGGGGAGCCACGGGAUCCCGACCUCCAACAACAUAUUCCAGGUUCACUCUCCGCCUCUCUGCUGCAUCCCUCUAGCCUUUUGGGAGUCCUGACUAGGUCUGAGGCCCCAUGGAGGACCAUGGGGCAAAAUGAGGACCCCAAAGCCCUUGAGCCAGCAACGCCAGUUCCCAGCCCGACCCUGGCCUCUUUGCCAUUACUCCAGGGAAUCAGUUGUAUAGGAGGCCUUUCUGGAUCUAAGGACCUCUGGGAAACCACAAGGCAAAGAGAGAAUCGUCAGAUCUCUGGGCCUCCAAUCCUGGUCCCUUGCCAAUCUGUAGCCCCCAUGACAGAGCCUCAAAAAACUAGCCCCCUGGGAGUCCCACCUGGAUGUGAGACUCAGUGGAAAACCAUAGGACAUAAAGAGAGUCCUCAAGCCUCGGAGCCCCCAAUGCCGGCCCCUUGCCAACUCCCAGAUUCUCUGUCAGAACCCCAGAAAGUCAGCCCUGAGGGAAGACCUUCUGUACCCAAGCACUUCUGGGGAACCAUGGGACACGGAGAGAACCCUCAGACCUCUGGAUCUCCAAUACCAGUCCCCUGCACUCCCCCAGACUCCCUGCCAGAACUGUGGGGAGGCAGAGAAAAUUCAGGAAACCCUGCGGCCUUUGAGCCCCCAGCCUUGGACCUCAACCAGGGGCUCUAUGGAACCAGCUCUGCAUGUGUCCCAUCAAGAUCUGUGACUCUAUGGAAGAGCAUGCAGAGUAGAGAUAAUCUUUGGGUCUCUGCAGACCCAGUUUCAUCUUCCAGCCUUUCCUCAGCCUCUCUGCUGGAAUCCCUACAAAUGGGCCCCCAGGGAGUCCUGUCUGAGUCCAAGGCUUUGUGGGAGGAGAGCAUGGGGCAGAAAGAGAAUCUCUGGACCUCUAAGUCUCCAGCCCCUGCCCAUAGCCGAUCUCUACCUCCCAUUCUAGAUCCCCAUAGAAUCAAUCCUGUGGGAGAGCUCACUAAAUCAGAAGCUGCAUGGAAGGACAUUGAACAUUCCAGGAAUUCCUGGGCUUCCAAGCCCCCAUCUCUGGCCCUCAGCCCACACCUAGGUAUCAUAUUGGAACCCCUGAGAGUUAGCCCCGUGGGGAUUCUGUCUGAUUCUGAGGCUAGCUGUGGGGACAUACAAAGGACAAAGAACUCCUGGGCAUUUGAGUUCCCAGCACACAGCUUACCCCAAGACCCACAUGAAACUAGCCCCUUGGGAGUCCUGUCUGACUCUGAGCCUGUUGCAGGGGACAUGGAACAGAAAGAAAUCUGUUGUGUUCCUGUAUCCCCUUUCUGUGGCCCCAGCCCAUCCUCGAACUCUAUGUCAAAGUCUCACGUAAGUGAGCCUAUUGGAGACGAAAGCAACUGUCAGCCUGAAGGGGAAACAGUGGAGCAGAGAGAGAACUACUGGGCCACUGAGCUCCCAGCCCCAACUUUCAGCUCUCUCUCUGCUCCUUUACCAGAGCCACACCUUGAUCUUGAGUUUGUGUGGAGGCAUGUGCCACAAAGAGAGGUCCCCCAGGGCUCCAGCCCUCCAUCAGUGGAUCCCCUGCAGCCAAUAUCCUGGCCUCCCUUGCUAGCUGAAGCUCUGAAGAUUGAGCCCAGUCAGCCUGGCCUACCCAAAGGAGAGCUGUUCCCAGGAGCUAAGGCAGAGACUCCACCCUCCCAGAGAGAGGCUGUCCCAGAGGUGCCCACCCACUCUGAGAUCCAUGCCUGGAAUUGGAGUAGAGAAUUAGAGCUCAGGCUGAAGAAACUGCAGCUGAGUCCUACUUCCAGAUCCCUUUGCCCAAGUCAAUCAUUUGGCAGCUCCCCUGCCCUGAGCAACACAUCUCCAGGCACCUGGAGACACUCUUCCUGCUCCCCACAGCAGACCCAUCCCCCCAAACUGUGCCCCCACUCUUCAAGCUGUCAUCCUCCAAAAGUUGAGAGCACGUUAACUCAGCCUGUCCAGAUCUCCCACUGUUGUCACUCCUCUGCCCAUUCUCAGCCACAAGGGUCUGGCAGGGCAAAACAAGGAUCUCACAGAGGGGAAAGAACGAAGGCAAAGAUGGUGGCCCAGGUCUCACCCCAGGGACCAUAUGUUCACAUGGAGGCUGAUAAGAACUGCCCAGGCCUGGGAGAGCUCUCAAAUUCUGAGGUUCCAGUCUCAGGUAACAGACAGGACAAGGCUUCAGCCCUAUCUUCACUCAAGAGACAGAGCCUCAGGAAACCCAAAGCAGGAGACCACAGCGGAGGGGAUGCAAGAUUGAGGUCACCCACAGUUACAGGAAAGAGCCACCCAGUCCAGGCUGGAAAACUAGUGGGGGCCCCUGCAAGACUUUCCCAAAGAUCUCAGCACAGGAACCAGAGCUGUCUACACACUGCUCUCCCCCAGCAGCUUCACUCUAAGGAUGGAGGUCCCCAAGAUAAACAAGGAGAGCUUGGAGCUGGUGACAUCCUGACCCCUCAGCAGUGUCAGCACUGCCCUUGGGCCCACUUGGAGAAGCAUCUCUCUUCCCCCACAUCUCAGGCUCCCCUUAGCAAGGGUCUCCAAAGGAUGUUAACUAAGUUUCUGGGUAUCCAAGGACCCCUGCCCACCAUAUCCAGUCAGCAGAGGAAAGGCUGGUAGUACUGGCACCCAGUACCCCAAGACCUGAAGCCAAACCAGUUGGGGCUGGGGAAACAAGCAGAGGAACUCCUAAUAAACUAGCUGAAUUAGACAAAUCCCACUGUCUUCUUUAGAGUCUGGGAAACUGGGAAUGUCAGUUCCCUAUUAACUUCAGCAGCAGCUAUAUCCCCUCAGGAUCAGGUCUCUAAAGUAGAGCUCAGGAUUCUGUAGGCUUAACUUUCAUUUCAAGCUUUUCACCGAUGAUCAAUCUGGACUCCACACAUCCCUACUCUACACAGUAAGGCUGAAAGGCCAGGGGAGCAGUCCAGUGCUGCCAUUGAGAAAAACUUCACAGCACAAGUGAACAGAAGAAAAAUACAUCCAUUCACAUGAGCACAACCGGUCUUGGUCUAGGCAGCUGUUUUUCGUCCUGGGUAUGGUCCCCUUCUUCACCCACUUGACCCACAAGUUCCCCAUUUAUCUUAGCCCUCUGCUCUUCUCUCUCCCUGGGUCAGCUCAACCAUCCCCAAGGUCACAAAGUUAAGUGCCUUCCCAUGUUUAGUGGUCAUCUGGAUUUCUUCUUUUAUAAUUGCCUCUUCAUAUCCUUUACCCAUUUUUCUACUGCACUGUUUGUUGGAUCUUAUGUUUUCUCCUACUGACAUAACAAGUUACCACUGGACAACACAAAUUUACUUUGUCAGAAAAAUAAAAUCAAGAGGUUGACAGGGUUGCACUCUUUUCUGUAGGCACUGGGCAGGAUUCAUUCCUAGUUUUUCCUGGAUUUUAGAGGCUGCCUACAUUCCUUGGCUACUGGCCCUGUUUCUCCAUCUUGAAAGCCAGCAAAGGCAAGUUCUCACAUCACAUCACUCUGCUCUUUUGCUUCCCUCUUCCACUUUUAAUAAGACACUUGUAAUUACAUUGGCCCAUCUGAAUAAUCCAAGAUUACCCUUCCAAUCUUAAAGUCAGUCGGUUAGCAACCUUAAUUUCAUUUACCAUCUUAAUUCCCUUUUCCACGUAAAUUAUAUUCACAGGUUUCGGGGGUUAGGAUGUAGACAUCUUGGCCGGGGGUCACUGUCCUGCCUAUCAGAUAUUAACUCAACCCAUUAUGUAUGUCAGAUAUUUUCUCCCAGCCAGUAGCUUACUUUCUAAUUUUAAGGUGAUUUUUGUUUUGUUUUGUUUUUUUGUGUGUGUGGAGGGCAGUGUCACUGGCC
Messenger RNA from Hipposideros armiger (great roundleaf bat), 5156 nucleotides. It is a transcript of the gene SPATA31G1, whose product is annotated as SPATA31 subfamily G member 1. NCBI's taxonomy places the organism in Eukaryota, Metazoa, Chordata, Mammalia, Chiroptera, Hipposideridae. The record is from RefSeq and is a predicted model, not a curated record. The transcript has 2 exons. Bases 343 to 3966 code for a protein of 1207 amino acids.